Messenger RNA from Quercus robur (English oak), 1086 nucleotides. RefSeq names its product GDSL esterase/lipase At2g40250. Gene Ontology annotation, molecular function: hydrolase activity, acting on ester bonds. Bases 1 to 1086 code for a protein of 361 amino acids. NCBI's taxonomy places the organism in Eukaryota, Viridiplantae, Streptophyta, Magnoliopsida, Fagales, Fagaceae. The transcript is spliced from 3 exons. The record is from RefSeq and is a predicted model, not a curated record.
AUGGAUUCUAGGAAAGCCAUCUUCUUCACAAUCUUCUUGAUUUCUUUCUUAGUUUCUCUGCCAAUUAUUCCUAACACAGCAACUCCAAAUAUUACUGCUGUCUUCGCCUUCGGUGACUCAACCAUUGAUUCAGGCAACAACAACCACAUAACAACGAUCUUCCGUGGUGACCACCAGCCCUAUGGCCAAGACUUGCCAGACCAUGUUUCGUCUGGAAGGUUUUCUAAUGGAAAAUUAGCAACAGAUUAUAUAGUUGCUUCCUUGGGCCUCAAGCAACUCUUACCGGCUUACCUGGACCCUAGUUUGACAGAUAAUGAUUUGCUUACUGGUGUUAGUUUUGGGUCAGCGGGUACAGGUUUGGACCCAGAGACUGUGGCUUUGUCACACGCUUUGGAUAUGCAGACACAGUUGAAAUACUUUGAAGAAGCUUUACAAAGGAUAGAAAAAAAAGUUGGGGCAGAAAAGGCUAGAAAGAUUGUUAAAAACGCACUGUUUUUGAUCAGUGUUGGAAGUAAUGAUAUGAUGUUCAACUUUUAUGAUAUACCAGUACGGGCACUGGAAUAUACAAUUGAUAAUUAUCAGAAUCUUCUGCUCCAAAAACUUGAAUCUGUUAUUAAGAGCCUUUAUGGAGCAGGAGCACGGAGGAUUGUGGUGGCGGGUCUCCCACCAAUUGGGUGUUUGCCAAUGCAAGUGACAUUAGGCAGCAUCAUACCAAGCUUUCACAUGCUCCAACGUGUUUGUGUCAAUCAGCAAAACUUUCACUCUCAGGCCUACAAUAACAAGCUUCAAACCCUAACCUCAAGGUUGCAAGCUCAACACCAUCGCGCCAAGGUCCUUUAUGUUGAUAUUUACAAUCCCAUGAUGGACAUGAUCAUGAAUCCACAUAAAUAUGGUUUUGAGCAAACACUUCAAGCAUGCUGUGGGACUGGACUUGUGGAGAUGGGUCCUCUAUGCAAUGCGAUUGACCUGAAAUGCACAGACGCAUCUAAAUAUGUAUUCUGGGAUGCAGUGCAUCCUACACAAGCAGCAUACCGGGUUAUCGCCAAUUUAUAUAGUCAGAAUGUGCUUCCUCAUCUUGUUGAUUAG